ACCAGCUCAGGUUCAGCGAGCAGGCAGCGGCAGCAGCAGGCUGCAGCCCAUCCACCAUUCAAUGAGAAAGGGAGCUCCGCUUCUUUCAGUCCGGAAGUCAUCCAUCCGGUCCUGAUGCUGCCUUUUUGUGAUAUACAUAUAUAGUGUUUUAUAUAAGAAAUUAAUAAAUACAUACAUAAAUAAAAAUAAUUUAUUUUAAAAAAAUCCUCCCAGUCUAAUCCGGAAGUCUUGAUUUUUUUUUUUUUUCUGUUCUUCUUCAGCAAACAUGGCCGCUAAAUCUGAUGGAGCCGCCGUGUCUGUGCAGAAUGUGAAUCCGUCCAGGAACCAGCCGAUCCCGGAGCAUCACCAACCCCAAUACCGUCAUGCCGGGAAGCGCUACUCCCUCCUGGAUUGCUGCUGGGUUCUCUGUGCUAUGUUGGUUUUCUUUUCGGACGGAGCCACCGACCUGUGGCUGGCGGUGGACUACUACCUGAAGCGGGAUUACUGGUGGUUCGGGCUAACGCUGGUGUUCGUGGUAGUUCCCUCUGUGGUUGUGCAGGUGUUAAGUUUCAGGUGGUUUGUCUAUGAUUACUCGGAUAGCAAUAGCAGCAGCGGAGCGGCGGCGGCGGCGGCGGCUGCUGCAGCGGCGGGAGGGGAUUUCAAUUUCAGCACCAAGGGCAGCGACAAGCGGGGCGCUGGCAGCACCACCGGGGCGCGGGCAGUGCCUACGGCAGCAAGCAGCAGCAGGAGCGGCCCCCAGACCUGCUGCAGGGUCUGCAUGUGGCUUUUUCAGUCCAUCAUACACAUCCUCCAGCUCGGACAGGUCUGGCGGUAUCUGCGCUCCCUCUACCUGGGAGUCCAGAGCCGCUGGCGCAGCGAGCACGAGCGGUGUCACUUCCACUGGCGGAUGAUGUUCGAGAGCGCGGACAUCAACAUGCUGCGUCUGCUGGAGACCUUCCUCAAGAGCGCCCCCCAGCUGGUCCUGCAGCUCAGCAUCAUGAUCCAGAGGAACCAGGUGGAGCCGCUGCAGGGUCUGUCUGCCUCUGCAUCUCUGGUCGCCCUGGCUUGGGUGAUCGCCUCCUAUCAGAAGGUUCUCCGUGACUCCCGCGAUGAUAAGAUGUCCUUGUCAUAUAAGGCAGUCAUCAUCCAGAUUCUGUGGCACCUCUUCACCAUUGGUGCUCGAACCAUCGCCUUCGCCCUCUUCGUCUCUGUGUUCCAGCUCUACUUUGGGAUCUUCAUCGUCACCCACUGGUGCAUCAUGACCUUCUGGAUCAUCCAGGGGGAGACGGACUUCUGCAUGUCCAAAUGGGAGGAGAUCAUCUAUAACAUGGUGGUGGGCAUCAUCUACAUCUUCUGCUGGUUCAAUGUCAAGGAGGGGCGGACCCGCUACCGAAUGUUCAUCUACUAUUUCAUUACCCUUACCGAAAAUGCUGCCUUGACGGUGCUUUGGUAUUUGUACCGGGACCCGCAGACCACAGACUUCUACGCCUUAAUCAUAGUUUGUGUGGUGGUCUGCAGCUUCGCUCUUGGAAUGUUCUUCAUGUUCAUUUACUAUUGCCUGCUGCACCCAAAUGGACCCAUAUUUGGGUCCCAGUGGGGCUGUGUGGAGGACGAGGGGCCAGAACCUACUGCCAUUCCCCCAGAUGUUGUAACAAGUCCCCCUAGAUCUUUACAGAGGACUAUGGGUGCGGAAAGGGAACAGGUACCAGGGGACCGGGACAGCUGUAUGCCUGUUUUUCAGGUGAGGCCAAGCGUCCCACAAACCCCAGUUGCUCGCACUCCACGGACAGAAGGGCCUGUCAUUAGGAUAGACUUGCCCAGGAAGAAGUAUCCAGCUUGGGAUGCCCAUUUCAUUGACCGGAGGCUACGUAAGACUAUCUUAGUACUAGAGCACACCUCUCCUGUCACCCCCCGGCUACAGUACCGAAGCCUCAGUGCUCCCAAGGAAGUGAUGGAGUAUGAAACCACAGUGUAGACAAGCUCAGACAAAGUCUAAGGUUGAUGUGAGGUAACCUGUCUCUUUGAAAGGCUUUGUGCAGUCAACAUUGAGAUAGGGUAGGGGGUGGUCACGGAACCCCUGACCUUGCAGCUUAACUUCAGAACCCGGGCUUGCUGAGCACAGCUGCAUUUGGAAACCAGAUCUUGUGCAAAAGGGGGCAGCUCAAACUCUACUGUUGCGACUGCAUCAGUCAGAUUUUCAUUGGCUCUUUGUGACCACGGCUGUCCGAAGAAAUACAUAAAUGAACUACAUUUUAAAUUGCGUUCGACUGUAUUUGAUUCGGGGCACGCACAGUUCGAUCAGUUGUCAUGGUAGCACUGAAAUGUAUUACCUGUGAACAUGUUAACGAAAAAGCAAAAGGUUGUACGUUGGUUUGCAUCAAUAUGGUAAAGGAUCUCUCAUAGGCUAGCAAAUGUUUUUAGCAACCUCGUCUCAAGUGGCCAUGUCCUGUUGUUGUUUGUUUUUUUUUUGGUUUUUUUUACCUUUUUUCAAUGUCUGUCUUACUUUUGGUUUGUCUUAGAUGAACAAUGUGUCAUGCCAAGGCCUGAGUUUACAGUUUUGGCCAAGUUGUAGUUCAGUAAAUUAAGGAUUAAACAUUAUACAAAUAAUAUUAUAUAUAUAGAUAUGCACAAAAAAACUGUUGACUAAAUGUAUUUAGGAAAUUAGCAAAAUGGCUGAAGUUGACAGCCUUAAAAACGGUACAUAGCUUGUGGAUAUAUUUUAAAGUGAAUGGGUAGACUCUCAGAAGCUGUUUGAAACCACUUCUACAUUGAGAUUGUUAAAGUGAAAUGAUGCUAAAUCUGCAAUUUAUUGCAAUUUCUCAUGACUGAAAAUGAAAUACGUCGAGGCAGACUUCACUUGAGUAUCUUUGUAGUCGUGUGCGUUACAUAUAUAGAUGUUUGAAAUAGGUGGCGGGACUGAGACGUUUAGCAUUAUGCCAUUUCUCACUGUGUUAACUGACUUAAAACAAAUCCAAGAAAUGAUCUUUCACAAACACACUUUACUACAUAUUCUGCCAACCCACCAUUUCCAUCUUCACUAUCUCUACCAUGUGAAAAACCAGCUUACAAGUUUUUGCUAGGUUUUGCUCUGUCUUUCCACGUGUAAAGAAGGGUGUGAUGUGUAAAGACAAUGUAACAGGGAAGUUUGCAAGGGAUUUUUGUGAAGCAGCAGUAUGUCGAAGAACACAGAGCAGAACACAAAUAGAGGACAGUAGCUUUGGGGCAACCACAGAGGACUCAGUAUCAAUGAGUUAAACAUUGGUGCUACAGCUGAGCAUAUUACAGUUAUCACUUAGAAACCACACAGAUACAGUGAAGCCUUAUUAUCACCAGACUGUUGCUUUUCACUGCAAAAAAUAUAAUAACAAUAAACUAAAAAAGAGUGUGAGACUGCAUCCCUCGGUGUGGGUUCAGUAAUGUAAUCGUGUAUUAUUUACUGUGUGUUACUGGUGGAUGCUGGCAAUUGGAAAUGCCAUGGUCAUGGGGUUUAUACUGAAUUGGUAUUCAUAAGCCUCAAAGAGAAGGACACAUGGUCUGCUGACAUGCCAGGAUACUAUCUAUACAUUUUUUGGUGCUGAACUUUCCUGGAAGCCGUCAGCCUGCUGAUAGAUCAGAGGGGGUGAAUUUCAAAAGUUGAUCGAUCAACAUUCACCUAUUCCUUAAUCUAUUAGGAAAUAAGUACAUGAAUGUUUUACAAACUGAGAGCACAAAUAAAAAAUGCUGCAGUUUUCUUCAGAUGGUUAAACUUCACAGGAAGUGAUGCUCUUCAUCCCUUCAAGAUUAAUUCAUUGGUAAACCCAGCUUUUGAAAAUCAGACCCCAAGGGUAAGACAGAUGGACAUGGGCCAGUCUUUGCCGCUCUGAUUUGCCAAUGUGCCUCAAACCUGACCACACAGACUAUUCUUUGUGGAAGCAAGAGAUUUGAUUCUUCUCUGUGCUUAUUCAAUCUGGGGCUGAUUCAGAGGAAGGCUUCCAGAUGUGCCAAAACACGCUGAGAGGUCCAGUGUUUUUUUUUUUUUUUUUUUUUAAACAAACUAUUAAAGACCAGGAAACACUAAACUAAUUUCUCCUUAAUGCAAAACCAGAUUUAAAUUUAAAUUUCAUGACAAAAGGAUUAAGGAAUCAAUUGACAAAUAAAUAAUGAUACUGUAUUUCCGUAAAAUAAUAUAAAGCUGUAAUGUAAGGGAUCUUAAUCUUCAGACUGCAUUUGUUACAAGCAGACCGGUUGUCUUGACAGUAUGUGCUUUGAAUAUAACCCUUUACUUUCUGUUUUGACACGACAUGAAUAUUCAUCAAACUGCCAUCUAGACUAUAUAGAAGAGCUCUGCGUUACUGUAACUCACUUCUAGAGAUAUAACCAGGUCAGGUCAGCUUCCUAAAUACACUCAGAUUCGGUAAAUCCAGAAAGCAGACUCACAGUUGACAAUAGUGUUUGGGGAAAAUGAAAUUGGAAAGGUGGCCAUAAAUGUGUUUAAAAAAAAGGGCUCUGCGCUCUAUCAAAGCAUGUAUACUGGAAUCACUAAACUCAGGUGUGUCGAUUAACACUUCAUCAUGUUUGUAGCUCUGCAGUAUAAACCCCUGCAGAAGAUCUCGAUUAUUUUGAUUGUCUCCAUUGUGUUUUCUUUUCUUUUCUGUGGCUCAGUUGCUGCUGUAAAACUGGUUUGAAUAGGUUUCAUUUUUUUUACUCUGUGGCAGAUAUGCAACCCAGAUUUCCAAAUUUUAUUCUCAGAAGUUGAUAGCGGUAAAAAGUGGUAAGGACAAAACAAACCACUGAAGCGAGCCCGUGAACGUGUAGUAAACUUUGUGGUGACCACAUAAUUCUUUGAUUUGUGUCAUUUAAUCAAAUUUAUAACUGUAAAAUAAAAUAAACGGUUGUUCCGGGAAACAGUCUCAAAAAAAAAAAAAAAAAAAGCAUGAUUCAUAACUUGUUUCCCUGUAUCACCUCACAAUAUGUGUUUUUUUCUAUUAAAAAAUGUAUCCCUUAAAAAACAAAUAUGCAAUAUGUUAUUUUUGUUUCUUUGAGUGUUCUUUGCAGCGUCUAUGCUGGCGUGACAGAUGGAAUGAGUUAGUGGUUAGUAGUUCUGUCUGUACGAAACAGCCAAUGAAACGGGGUCUUGCUACCAAGCCCACACAGUGGGAGGGGCUGUCUUCAUUUAGCAGCUGCUUAAAGACAUGCCAACCUGUCUGGUGGAAAUGUCAACUAUUUUUCUUUUCUUGUGUUCUUCCAAUUUAUUUAUUUACCACAUUUUGUUUGAUUCCUUGACUAAUGCUGUAGUGACAGAUCAGUUUGAAACUGCUAUGCCUGAAUGCUGGAUGAGACUGUAUUAAAAGGCUGGGGGUGAACAGUAUGCUGGAUACAAACAACUGGUCAAAGCACAGUUCUGCCUCUGGGUAGCAAGCUGCUUAGUGCAGAUUCUUUUUGGUUGUUGUUUUCUGAUUGAACUAACACAGCGUCCAGCUUUACAACAUAAAAUGACACAUUGCACAUGGCCCCUGGAGGCUUACUAUACAUGCUGUCUGUAUUGAGCUGUGUUUGCCAGAAUGGAUCCACUGCACAUUUUAGAGUGUCUGCAAGAUCUCAUUCUCAAAAUAACAUUACAUACCGGGGUCUAGUCAAUUGAUCUAGACAGUGACCGAUGACUGAGAUCAUUCAAAAUUGAGGACCAUGGCUAUUAAAACCAAACAUAUAACGAUGCAUGUGUAUCUCUUUAGUGCAUUUGUGUCUGUAACAAUAUGUUACUUUAGACAAUGGGCUGUUUCUUAAGGGUAUCAGUUUAACAGAGCUGGUAUUCCAGUUCAACAUUAUAAAGAACAGAAAUCACCUGAACAAGAUCUCACACUUUGGUGAACUUGGAUUCAAAAUGAUAUUAUCUAAGUCCUUAAUGAAAACAAUAAUAGUCUAUUAAUGUUUCUACAGCCUGUUUUUCUCUGCCCUAUCAAACUCCACUCCCACUCCUUACAAUAGCUUCCUGCUUGGGGUGUUAACCGCAGUGACAGUAGCCAUGCUUUUGUCUAUCUGUGGGAAGCUUGUAGCAUUUCUCAGAACUGGGAUUGUGUUUUGACUGGAAGCUUGUUCAUUAUUUGAGAGAUGUACCAAACUACUGGAACAUUCAAUUCUUGAAAAAAAAAAUGUUUUGUGAUUCACAAUAUUAAAAUAGAGUGAAAAAAAGGAUCACUGCUUCUUAGUGGAUCGUUGUUCCACUUCUGUUGUAAGUGGCAUUUGUAACUUUACUAGCAUUAUGGAGCUAAGGUUGGCCAAAGUCAACAAAUUUGCAAAGAAAAUCUUGCAGAAAAAUGCAUGAACACACACUCUAAGAGGGUGUCUUUCUUUAUCUUUUUUUAUGUUAAGUUCAUUAGUAGCUUAACUUUAACCAUGGGGGAGCUAAAAGUUUCUAUCCUGCAGUUAACAUGGCACCUCAGAAGGUAAAACUAAAAGAAACUCAAAUAAAAUAAAUACAAAAAAUAAAAACUUGACAAAUGCUUUUGCUAACUCCUGGUCAGUUGUAUUGGCUGCAACGGUCAUUAAGCAUCACAAUAGAGGAGGUUUUGGAGAGUCCAGGCCCGAGCUGGGAGUCCCAGUCCCUACAGCAUUGUGUUUGAAUGUAAAUAUCCUGUAAACGCUCCGGAAGAUCUGCUCAUUGUGAUAGAACAGCCACUUCACAACAACCACUGUGUUCUAUGAAGGCAUUGCAGAGCAUUGGCUUUGACUAAUCUUUGCCAUUUCCAUAAGAGCCUAUAGGAUCAGUCUGCUAUAAGGCUAUAUAUCGGUUAACAUCAAAACUAAUAAAAAGUGCAGUAGAAAUAAGGUAAUUUGUAUAGCUUUUAAUGGAGGCGUUACCGUACUGUAAUAUGUAGUACAGUGUAAUAGUGGAACAGUGCAGUGCCACCCACAAGCUUUGCACGCUGCCAUAGCAUUUUAAAUACAUGCCUUCAAAAUGAUGCCCACUACAGUACGUCUGAUGAAAUUAAGUAAAUCAGCACCAUGCUUAUUUUCAAUUAGCUUCACUGUGGGGGCUGUAGCUUCUGAAUCAAGGGGCCAAGUUCAGCUCAAACGCAGAACAUCAACAGCUUGAGCGGUGUAAGUGAAGCAGCAAACAUCCCCUGGUGGCUGUGCGGAGGUGAAGCACUCUGGGUACCUCGUCUGCUCCUGCCAGCUCACAAAUGCAGUCAAACAGUGCCCCCUCCUGGAUGAAAAAGAAGAUGCAUGUUCAAAAUGACACAACUGGUAGCUGAACAGUUCCUGUUUCUAGCAGUUGUUUUAAUUAAAAGGGGUAUUAUAUUUAUUUGCAGCCUGCGACUCUCAUGCAUGCGUAGCUCAUUCUAGUCUGACGUUCUGCAGUAAGAAGGUUCUAAGCUCAGGGGGCUUCUGUGUGCAGGUGGAAAAUGACUGUUGAAUUUGGAAUCUAAUUGGCUGAGGCUUGUAAUUAACCGACUAAGCAGUUCAUUCUCAGCUCAAGAUAACUUCCAGCAAACCCAUGAUUAUUAGUUAAGCAUAGUCUCUGCCACUCCUCAGUUUGCUGUCUGAUUUUCUGGUGUAUUUAUUGUAAGCAGCUCUAGUUACACAGCUCCAGUGUGUCUGCACAUAGCCAUUUUCAUAGAUUCUUCCUGACACUAUUUGCAUAACAUGAAAAAUUGUAAAUGUGCCAUGUGAAUAUUCUCUUUUUUUAUGUGUAUGGAUUUGAAUUUGCUUUUUAAAGUAAUUUUUGUAUCUACCUCAGCUAUUAUUUUUUGUACAGCUUUUGAACCUGUAUUUCUGUUGUUAGUAAAAAAAAAAAAAAAACAGAUUAGUGCUGUUGUAUAGCCAGAAA
This is a messenger RNA of Acipenser ruthenus (sterlet), 7786 nucleotides long. RefSeq names its product XK-related protein 7-like. Lineage: Eukaryota; Metazoa; Chordata; Actinopteri; Acipenseriformes; Acipenseridae. Gene Ontology annotation, biological process: engulfment of apoptotic cell; phosphatidylserine exposure on apoptotic cell surface; apoptotic process involved in development. The transcript has 3 exons. The record is from RefSeq and is a predicted model, not a curated record. Gene Ontology annotation, cellular component: plasma membrane. The coding region runs from base 266 to 1954 and encodes 562 amino acids.